Messenger RNA from Sugiyamaella lignohabitans, 1749 nucleotides. It is a transcript of the gene ERT1, whose product is annotated as Ert1p. Gene Ontology annotation, cellular component: nucleus. The record is from RefSeq and is a predicted model, not a curated record. NCBI's taxonomy places the organism in Eukaryota, Fungi, Ascomycota, Dipodascomycetes, Dipodascales, Trichomonascaceae. The transcript has a single exon. Gene Ontology annotation, biological process: cellular response to starvation; regulation of DNA-templated transcription. Bases 1 to 1749 code for a protein of 582 amino acids. Gene Ontology annotation, molecular function: zinc ion binding; RNA polymerase II transcription regulatory region sequence-specific DNA binding; DNA-binding transcription factor activity, RNA polymerase II-specific.
AUGAAUAAUACCAGCCUCCAGCGCGAUACGCGAGCUGUGGUGAGUCUUGGUCUAGGAAAUAAUGGUCAAGGACCGAAAAACGAUACUGGUCUGCGUCCUCAAUUACAAUCUCAGCCUCUUGUAGAAGACUGGGAUACAUCGUCAUCAAACUCGAUGACUCCUAUUCUAGACUCGUCAGUAGGUAUGAUGUCUUCAGACAAUAGUAAUGGCAAUACUGAUAGAAAAGAGGUUCAAAAAAACUCGACACACAAUAAUUCUUCAGGAGGAGUUCGUAAGGAACGUAAAGAGAAAAGACCUAAAACGUCUCGAGCGUGUAUUCACUGCCAGACAGCUCAUGUUACAUGCGAUUCUGGCAGACCUUGUAAAAGAUGCAUUAAAAAAGGACUCGAGUCGAGUUGUAGAGAUGGAAACAGAAAGAGAGCAAAAUAUUUAGCAGGUGAAGACCCAACUUUAAUUCCCGAGUCGAAUGUGGGUAUCCCUAAUAUUGCUAAUGCCAGUUUGUCACCUCUCAAUCCUUUAAGUUCUAGCGACAAUCGAUUAUUACCAUCCAUACCAGACAACCUUCUUACAGGUAAUCCUGGAAAUAUGGGACCAAUGGCUGGUGUCACUGGGCAGCUAGGUAAUGGUUUGACAGGUACGAUACCACUGUCAGCCAAUGGACAAAAUAAUGGUAGUCCUCCUAUAGGUCCAGUGGGUUCAAGUCAGAAUCAAAAUAGUUUCACACCUAUUCCUCAGAGUCUUGAAGACCCGUUUCUUCAUAAUGAUAUGUCGCAGUAUUCAUUUGGUUCUAGAGCCACGAACCUUGAAUACUCAAUUCUCAGCAACAUUCUUCGUACUAAUAUAGAGUCACAGCAUCCCCAACUGGGCAAUCAAGGUAAUCAGACAACCACUAGCACUCCUGAAUCUGAUAUCUCUCUCCAGGGAACGUACUUUCCGGAGCUGAAAAUAUCGGAUUUCGAAGCUUUAGACAGCGGUUCUAACCCGCUACUGCUACCAGGCUCUCAACAACAACAGCAACAGCAACCACAUCAAAGACAAUCACUUCAAAAACAACAACAAAAACCACAACAAACACAACAGCAGGAGCUUCCAUUGCCACAACAAAAGACCGAAUUGAAUCAAUCAAACUCUGUCUUACAAACACAACUUUCAAAUGACGUUAUUCCACAUAGGUUCAAUUCACCCGAAGAAGUAUACCAAUAUGUGCGCAGUCCGUUCCCCUACACUCAGGGAUUCCAUGAAUUGAUUGCUUACUUACGUUCGAGAUUUGACAAAAGACAUCUUAUGCAUAUGGCGAGAGCAAUGGCUGCUUAUCGGCCAAGUUUUAUAGCCACUACAAAACUGCUGAAGGAGCAAGAUCUCAUAUUCAUGGAGCAGUGUUUCCAACGAACACUGAUGGAAUUUGAAAAAAUUAUAGCCUCGUCGGGAACACCCACAAUAAUCUGGCGACGAACGGGGCAGAUAGCCGCUGUAGGCAAGGAAUUUUGUAUAUUAACUGGCUGGUCGCCGGAACGAUUAGUAUCCAACACGACAUUUAUUGUCGAAUUAAUGGAUGAUAAAUCAGUUACCGACUACUUUGAUGUAUUUAGCAGGCUGGCAUUUGGCGACUCGAGAGGUGUCUCUAUGACAGAGUGUACUUUGCUAAAGCCGAACGGAGAAAAGGUGCCCACUGCCUGUACCUGGACCGUCAAGAGAGACGUGUUUGAUAUUCCCAUGAUGAUUAUUGGGAAUUUCCUACCAAUUCUCUAA